AUGUUAAUAAAAAAUCUAAUAUAAAUUUUAUAAAUUUAAAAUAUUUAUAACUAAAAUAAAAAAUAAUAAAUAAGAAACCUAAUUUAAAUAAUAUUAUAAUUUUAAAAAUAUUUAUAGUUAAAGGACAACCGAAUUAAACCUGCAAAGUUGAGGAGCCAAAAAAAAAAAAAAAAAAAAAAAAGAAAAAAUAUGGGUUUCCCUUCGAAUUGGUAUUAACUGUCGGAAUCAGACGAGUAACAGCCGCGUGGCAUCCAACUGCAAGUCAAAGUCACAGAUCUCAAGAUCACCUUCCUUCAUGUGCUCCCUUUCUCUUUCUCCUAUGAAUCAAAUUCUCAAAAUUCCAAACAAAAAAGGAAAUCUUAUGACAUACACUCACGUAAAUAUAUAUUUAUAUAAUAAUAUUAUUAGAAAAAUGAAAACCCAUCUCCGAUGACCCAUCUGGCGCCAUUAUUCUCGCUCUAAAUAAACUGUCAACACUUAUAUGUAACUUCUUUUGUUCUUGGUUCAGUUAAGGAGCUUGUUAACCGGCAAAUUCCAUUAAUGAUACUACUGUUCUUCUGGGGGAAUUUUGUUUCUUAAUUCCUUUAGAUGGUUUCUUGAAUCCAUUUAUAUAUAUUUAUAUAUAUAAGAAGGAUAGAAAAUUUUACUACUUGUAUAGAUAUAGAGAGAGACACAGAAAAGAAAAUGGAUAUAACAGAGACAUCAAUAAUGCAUCAUGUGGGUAUUAUACUGUUUGUGCUUUGGUUGCUUUCUUACUUCAAUCGAUGCCACCCAUUUGCCUUCUUUAUAUCGUUGAUUUAUCUUUACUUGGUUCAUGAGAGGUAUGUUAUGAGAUUGAGAAGGAAAUUGCAGUUCCAAGAAAGAAAGCAAGCCAAUCAGAAAAGAGCACUCUCUGAUUCUGAAAGUGUGAGAUGGUUGAACCAUGCUGUGGAAAAGAUAUGGCCCAUUUGUAUGGAGCAGAUUGCGUCUCAAAAGAUUCUACUUCCCAUUAUACCUUGGUUCCUGGAGAAGUAUAAGCCAUGGACUGCUAAAAAGGCUGUGGUUCAACACAUGUAUUUGGGAAGAACUCCACCAUUGUUCACUGAAAUGAGGGUUCUUCGCGAAUGUACCGGCGAUGACCACUUGGUAUUGGAGUUGGGAAUGAAUUUUUGCACUGCAGAUGAUAUGAGUUCUGUGCUUGCUGUCAAAUUAAGGAGAAGGUUAGGUUUUGGAAUGUGGGCAAAGUUGCAUAUGACAGCCAUGCACGUUGAGGGGAAGGUCUUGAUUGGAGUGAAGUUCCUUAGCCACUGGCCUUUCCUUGGCCGUUUGAGGAUAUGCUUUGCUGAGCCACCUUAUUUCCAAAUGACUGUCAAACCUGUAUUCACUCAUGGACUUGAUGUCACUGAACUUCCUGGCAUUGCUGGAUGGCUAGACAAGCUUCUGUCAGUUGCAUUUGAGCAGACACUUGUUCAGCCCAAUAUGCUAGUUGUGGACAUGGAGAAAUUUGCUUCACCAAAACCAGAAAACUGGUUUUCUGUGGAUGAGAAGGAGCCCAUUGCUUAUGUGAAAGUUGAAGUUAUGGAAGCAACUGACAUGAAACCGUCUGACUUAAAUGGAUUGGCUGAUCCAUACGUGAAAGGGCAACUUGGCUCUUACAAAUUUAGGACAAAGAUACAAAGAAAAACUCUGGCUCCAAAAUGGCAAGAAGAAUUUAAGAUCCCCAUUUGUACAUGGGACUCCCCCAAUGUGUUAGUUAUUGAAGUUCGUGACAAGGACCAUUUUGUUGAUGAUUCCCUUGGGGAUUGUAUCAUUAACAUCAAUGAUCUUAGAGAUGGUGGGAGACAUGACAUGUGGUUGCCUUUACAGAACAUUAAAAUAGGGAGGCUGCAUCUUGCAAUAACUGUCCUUGAAGAAAAUGCAAAGGUUGGUGCUAAUAUUUUUGAUGGAGAUACUUUGAGUAAGGAAGAAAUGCAAGAUUCCUUUAUAAAUGAGACUGCAAAUAGAGCUUCCUUUUCAUCAUCCACAGCAUCCGACAAGUCUCCAAGAGUGAUCGAUAAUUUGGAGCCCAUUAACAUUGAAGGGCAAGAACAGACUGGGAUAUGGGUCCAUCAACCAGGGAAUGAAGUGUCACAAACUUGGGAACCCAGAAAAGGUAAGAGUAUGCGCCUUGAUAGUCGAGCCCGCAGAGUUCCUGGUGAUUCAUUUGGCAGUUCUAAUUUGCCAGUUUCUGGGCCCCUUAACAAUGACAGUAGCAGUAGUGAUGAAAAUGUGGAUGGAAAAAGUUCAAUGAACAGAGUGCAGCGGGGUCUACGCAAGAUUAGCUCAGUAUUUCAUAGAGGUUCUAAAAAGGAAGACAGUAUGGGCAGCAAUGAGGAUGCUGUUCAAUCUCCUUAUGCUAACAUUAAAGCAGUAAAUCAGAAGGAGAUUGGCGUGACUUUUGUAGUUGAAGACAGCCUCUCUGGAUCCACAGUGGUUAAAAAUUCAAAUGCAGUGAAUUUGAGUCCUGAUGGAAUUGCUCCAGAAACCCCAGGCAAGGGAAAUGUGAAAGACAGGGCCAAGAGCAUUUUAAAACAUGCUGAGAAGUCUGCUCGCAGCAUAAGGCAUGUACUUUCCAGGAAAGGGUCAAGAAAAUCUCGAGGUGAUUCUUCUGUUGUCACAGAACUAGAAAUUUAUCCAGAGUCUGAAUCUUCUGAUGAUGAAGAGCUUUCAUCCUCCCAAGUUGAAAAAAUCCCAAUUGUUUCCUGUCCUACAACCAACACUUGUGGCAAUGAUGAUGCUGAUAAAGUCGAGGAUAAUGUUGUCCAGGUUGAUUCAGUUGAACUUGUGACUGAUACUGAGGGGCAAAUGAACAAGGUGAAUGUUGAAGCCCUUGAAAGCGGAGAUGAGAACAAGGUGAGCUCGUUCAGUGGUGGUAAUGAACUGGAGGAGUUCUCAAAACCUCAGCUUUCUGACGAGAAAUUAGAAGUUUCAAAACCUCAGCUUUCUGGAGAUAAGAUUGAAUGAGAGAUCAAGUAGCACUAUUUUGCUUGAAGAGUGUGAAUAGUAAGAAGGAUGGCACUCAGGCUUUGCUCAGACAGAAUUCCCUGUAAAUUAUUCAUCCAUACAAAGUUUGAUACAAGUUUUGCUUAGUUUUGCUACAGCUAAAGUGCUAUGAGUUCGUUGGGGACUCAUGUUAUAUUCAUUCUUACUACAAGCUGUGAGCUAUAAACAUUUCUUUUGUUUGUAAAUUUACUUGACUCUUUUUAGGUUGUAUUGGUUCUACAAAGGGAUUACAAUGUUAGCACUAUCUUUUUUUCUUGUCAUAAAAAACAUUUUAGAUUCAAUGGAAGAUUGGAAAUGGAAA
Molecule: messenger RNA, 3322 nt
Organism: Ricinus communis (castor bean)
Lineage: Eukaryota; Viridiplantae; Streptophyta; Magnoliopsida; Malpighiales; Euphorbiaceae
Product: C2 domain-containing protein At1g53590
Exons: 12
Coding region: 685-2982 (765 amino acids)
Molecular function (GO): lipid binding
Source: RefSeq, a predicted model, not a curated record